This is a messenger RNA of Abrus precatorius (Indian licorice), 2689 nucleotides long. Its product is annotated as protein EMSY-LIKE 1-like. Bases 1231 to 2274 code for a protein of 347 amino acids. Gene Ontology annotation, cellular component: nucleus. The transcript is spliced from 11 exons. Lineage: Eukaryota; Viridiplantae; Streptophyta; Magnoliopsida; Fabales; Fabaceae. Gene Ontology annotation, biological process: defense response to fungus. The record is from RefSeq and is a predicted model, not a curated record.
ACCAAAUCUAUUUCUUUGCCCCUUCACUUUUUUUCAUUUUGUGUCCACUCUACUAUUUCACUUGUACGAGGUACAUACCUCUGACCCUGUCCCUUUCUCUUUCUCUUUCUCAAACUAAAAACUAAAACCCAUUUUCUUCUCCAAAACCUUCGACCACGUCUAACCCAAACGCGCUUCUAAGCACUUCUUCGUUCUCUCUCAUUUCAACCAUUGUCGUAACUUUCAUGGACUAUUAAAUCCCCGACACUAGCGGACUGUGCUAUGCUAGCUGGUAAAGAGACAAAACAUGAACUAAGUGUGCAUUCAAAAUUUCAAAUAGGAAUUCCUUUCUUGGUGUUUGUGCAUGCAUUGCUUAUGUAUUUGCAAGCAUAGGUUAUACGAGGGAAUUUCUAACUGGGAUUGGUUUUUUGGUGGCAUCCAGUAUGCUGAAUGAUCAAGGAAAUUGAUAAGGAGACAAAGCCAGUGUUGUGAAGGAACUAAAUUUAACAAGGAGUUUAUGGUUGGUCUAUUUGCCUUUGAGUAUCAUUUCGUUUAUACUUUAGUUGAGAUACUGCAACCCUAAAUGCAUAGAAGAGGUUUGUGGUAGGAAUUACAAAGUAAAACUGCGACCCUAAUGCAAGAAACCUCUGAAGACGUUUUGUUGAACCUUGUACUUUCACCAUAUUUUUAUCUUCUGAGCUCUGCUCAAUCGAAAUUGUUUCAUUUUAAAAUCAGUGUGUUGUGUGAACUUUGAAUGCAUAGAAGCUUGCUCACAUUUUCUGGCAGUGCUUUUCAUUGUAAGUUGAAUUAUCUGUUUAGCCUUCAAAAUUUGGAAAGUCUGUGGAAUCAAUCAUUUUAGACUUUAGUGUUGCUCAAAUUAUUGAAUUAACUUGAAAAUGAAAUUGAGGGAGGGAAGGAAAGAUAAUCGAUUAUUGAUAAAAUUGUAAAAAAAAUUAAAAAGUCAAAGAAGAGUCCUCUGUUUCUUGAACCAAGAAAUAAUCUGUGUUAUCCCAUUCACUAAUAAAAUCUUCUCUUUCAAUGUGUGAAAUCAAUAUCUUUAAGAAAACUUGAAGUUGGAGUUUGGAAAUUCUCUCACUUCAUCUUUGUUUAUUCCUUUUGCAUUAAACAAUUUCAGAUACUGAUGAUGAUCAUUUUCCCUCAAAUCAAAAUAGAGUUCUGAGAGGUAGAAGUGUUGCUGGAAAUGGAAAAUCUUCUGUAAUAUCCAUCCCACACUCUAAAUUGCAUAGUGACAUGGAGGCUCAAAUUCAUCAACUUGAACAGGAAGCUUACUCUGCUGUCUUGCGUGCUUUCAAAGCCCAGUCUGAUGCUCUUACUUGGGAGAAGGAAGGUUUGAUAACGGAGCUUAGAAAAGAGUUGAGGGUUUCAGAUGAUGAACACAGGGAGCUUCUUACCAGGGUUAAUGCAGAUGACAUUAUUCACCGCAUAAGGGAAUGGAGACAAACUGGCUGUUACCAACCUGCAAGGCGAAGCACAUCUCAGCCUAUUCAUGACAUUUUACCUAGUCCUACUGUUUCAGCUUCCCGUAAAAAGCAGAAGACAUCACAUUCGGGUCAGUCAUUGCCUGCUUUAUCUUCAGUGAAGUCUGUGCAAUACACUUCUGCUGGACCUACUGGAGGUAGGCAUUUCACAAAUCGCAAUUCUUCUAGUGCUCUUGCAUCUAAUGCACCUGCCGAAGCAGCAUCCUUUGAUCCAUUGAUUGGAAAAAAAGUUUGGACUAGAUGGCCUGAAGAUAACCACUUUUAUGAGGCUGUCAUAACUGAUUACAAUGCUGCUGAGGGCCGGCAUGCAUUGGUUUAUGAUAUUAAUAAAGCAAAUGAGACUUGGGAAUGGGUUGAUCUCAAAGAGAUCUCACCUGAGGAUAUACGAUGGGAGGGUGAAGACCUGGGCAUGCUUCAUAAAGGUGGACAUAGUGGGCAAGGUCGUGGAGUUAAGAAAUUCUUUAGUCGUGGUGUUGAUACUUUAGGUACUGGAAGAGGGAGAGGUCAUCCCAAGUUUCACGCCAGACAAGAAUAUCCUCCACCACAAAAUGGUAUUGGAAAGAGAGUUUUGGAAGACAUUGAAUUGCUGAACACAGAUUUACUAGUUAAGGAGGUGGAAAGAAUUUUUGCUACAUACCCUCCAGAAUCUAUGGAGCUUGAGAAGGCAAAGCAAAUGUUGAAAGAGCGCGAGCAAGCACUUGUUGACGCCAUUGCAAGGAUUGCAGAUGCAUCUGAUGGUGAAAGUGAUGAAGAACAGCCGUUCUUGCAGCAUGGACAACUAAUGAACAGAAGAUGAGAGCACUGAAACCAGCUGCAUGUUUUUGGAGUUCCUCCACACCACACCAUUCCUGCAACACAACAUUGAGACCGUAAUACUUCGUUUGGACAGGAGGACAAGAAAAAAAAAUAUAGAUAAUUUUUUUUGUUAGAGAAAAUAAAGUGAAAACAGAAGAAUUAAAGUAUGUUUGAUUUACUUUUUAAAAAUAAAUUGUAAUACAAAUUUAUUUUAUGAUUUAUUUUUAAAAAUUAAAAACUCUUUAAAAAGUAAAUCAAACAUGCUUUUAACCUCUAAAAAUAAAAAUAUACUUUUUUUCUUCAUUUCUUUUAAUUUUAAUAAUUUUUUUUUAUCUUUUCAUUUUCAUUCCUCUAAAAUAAACCGAGGUAAUGAGUGUAAGCAUUUGGAUGGAAUUAAAAGUACUAAAUGGGGUUAU